AUGGACAGGAAGAACCAGACAUGGAUAAGUGAGUUCUUCUUGCUGGGACUGUCCAGUGACUGGAGGACACAGGUCACCCUCUUUAUCUUGUUCCUGGCCAUGUUCCUGGUGACUGUGGUGGGCAACUCCCUCGUCAUCCUCCUCAUCAGACUGGACAGCAGGCUCCACACCCCCAUGUACUUCUUCCUGAGCGUCCUGUCCUUUGUGGACAUUUGCUAUACCAACAGCACUGUCCCACAGAUGCUGGUCCAUUUCCUCUCAGCCUGGAAGUCCAUCCCAUUCCACAGCUGUGUGUUCCAGCUGCAUGUCUCUCUGGCGAUGGGUGGCACAGAGUUCUUCCUGCUGGGAGCCAUGGCCUAUGACCGCUACGUGGCUGUGUGCCACCCCCUGCACUACACAGCUAUCAUGCACGGAGGGCUGUGUCUGAGGCUGGCUGCUGGCUGCCUGGCAGCUGGCUUCUCCAACUCCCUGAUGCAGACCAUAAUCAUAUUCAGGUUGCCCUUGUGUCGUAAUGUCAUUAAUCACUUUGCCUGUGAGAUGCUGGCCGUGCUGAGGCUGACCUGCGUGGACAUCUCCUUCAACAAGGUCAUGGUGGCCAUCUCCGGCUUCGUGGUCAUCAUGCUCCCCUGCUUCCUGGUCCUGUUCUCCUACACUCGGAUAGUGGCUGCCAUCCUUCGCAUCCGCUCCACACAGGGACGCCGCAAAGCCUUUGGGACCUGCGCCUCCCACCUCACGGUGGUCUCCAUGUGCUUCGGGACAGCAAUCUUCACCUAUAUGAGGCCUGCGGCCGGCUCCUCGGCUGUCCAGGAGAAGAUGGUGGCUCUCUUUUAUGCUGUGGUGACCCCCAUGCUGAACCCCUUGAUCUACAGUUGGAGGAACAAGGAAGUAAUGAGUGCCCUACAGAGAAUAUUUGCAAAACUUAGUGAAGAAAAAUGA
This is a messenger RNA of Elephantulus edwardii (Cape elephant shrew), 936 nucleotides long. RefSeq names its product olfactory receptor 2F1-like. The transcript has a single exon. The record is from RefSeq and is a predicted model, not a curated record. Gene Ontology annotation, cellular component: membrane. The coding region runs from base 1 to 936 and encodes 311 amino acids. Gene Ontology annotation, biological process: G protein-coupled receptor signaling pathway. Lineage: Eukaryota; Metazoa; Chordata; Mammalia; Macroscelidea; Macroscelididae. Gene Ontology annotation, molecular function: olfactory receptor activity; G protein-coupled receptor activity.